AUGCAACAAAUUGCUGAGUUGAGGGCUAAGCUGCAGAAAAACCAAGAUUUGUCAAUUCUGGUUGUCGUUAUCAACAAUUCAAGUGAUGGAAUGCUUCCACUCCAUUUUCCUCCUCUGAAUUCAAACUCGGAACAUGUCCUAAAUAACCCACUCUUUAACCCAGUUCAAAAUCCCUCCACCAUCAACUUAACUAUCCCAAAUCUUCAUCACACCAACACUGCAUACCAAACCCCUGCAAAAGGCACUAAAAAUCCACCAAAUGCUCAAUCCCUACAACCAAAAGUCACUUUUGAUAUCCCAGUACAAACUGAACCACACCUUCACUAUACUACUUAUUCCCAACUUGACCACUACGAAGAGAAGGAGAAGGAGUGGAGAGCCAAAGAGGAAAAGACUAAGAAGAUCAUGAAGGAAGAAAUUGCGAAAGUGAUAAAAGAACUUGAUUACUCUUUAAAAGAGGUGGGAAUGAACUACGAAAAUUUAUGCAUUCACCCAGAUUUUGACCUUCCGGAAGGGUCCAAAGUGCCAAAAUGUGUCACUUUUAAUGAAGUUGCCCCAGAUCGCUACUACUUGGAGAAGAUCAAACAGAGGUCUACAGAAAAUUAUCGAGAGUACGGUCUUCUUUGGAGAAAAGAGGCCGCAAGAGUUCAACCUCCCAUGUCUAAGCGUGAGAUCACUGAAAUGGUUAUUCGAACUCAAGAGCCUCAGUACUAUGAAAGAAAGUUGUGUAUGAUGGGACAAAAAUUUGUCAAGAUCGUCAAACUGGGAGAAGUUUUGGAAGAUGGUUUCAAGACUGGAAAGGUCACAAACCUUACUGCAUUGCGAGCUAGUGACAAACCUACCAAAAUUAGUGGUGUGAAUACGUCAAAAGGAAAAGUAGAAGAGGUAUAUGCAGUAACGGUUACCCAUAUGCAAUCGGCUCUACAAAGGAGACAUCAAAACCACAAUGUCAAUCAGAAACGAUUCCCUCGUCCAAACUUUAGGAAUCCUCCUAAAGUAUUUACACCACUAAGGGAAUCUCAAACUCAACUUUAUGAAAGGUUGAGAGCAAUGUGUAUGCUCCAUCCUAUAGAAGGAAGACCAACCAAUCCUUUGGGAGAAUUUUACAGGGCUGACCACAAAUGUGCUUAUCAUCCAGGAACGGUUGGACACGACACAGAGAAUUGUUCAACCCUCAAGCACAAAAUUCAAAACAUGAUCAACAAUAAUUUAACCAAUAUUAAUUAA
Solanum verrucosum is the source of this 1227-nucleotide messenger RNA. RefSeq lists its product as uncharacterized. NCBI's taxonomy places the organism in Eukaryota, Viridiplantae, Streptophyta, Magnoliopsida, Solanales, Solanaceae. The transcript is spliced from 3 exons. Bases 1 to 1227 code for a protein of 408 amino acids. The record is from RefSeq and is a predicted model, not a curated record.